AUGUAUUGCCAUAUAGCGCCAUGUAUUACCAUAUAUUACCAUGUAUCGCCAUGUAUUACCAUGUAUUGCCAUGUAUUACCAUGUAUUGCGAUCUACUGCCAUAUAUCGCUAUAUAUUACCAUGUGCUGCCAUGUAUUGCCAUGUAUUACCAUGUAUUGCGGUGUAUUGCCAUGUAUCGCAAUGUAUUACCAUGUUUUGCCACAUAUCGGAAUGUAUUAUCAUGUAUUGCCAUGUAUUUCCAUGUACUGCCAUGUAUUACCAUGUCUCACCACGUAUUACUAUGUAUUACCAUGUAUUGCCAUGUAUUGCCAUGUAUUACCAUGUAUUACCAUGUAUCACCAUGUAUUGCCAUGUAUUACCAUGUAUUGCCAUGUAUAGCUAUGUAUAGCCAUGUAAUGCUAUGUAUAGCUAUGUAUUGUCAUGUAUUAUUAUGUAUUACCAUGUAUUUCCAUGUAUAGCCAUGUAUUACUAUGUAUUGCCAUGUAUUACCAUCUAUUACCAUGUAUAGCCAUGUAUUGCCAUGUAUUACUAUGUAUAGCCAUGUAUUACCAUGUAUAGCCAUGUAUUGCAAUGUAUAGCCAUGUAUUGCCGUGUAUUACCAUGUAUUGCCAUGUACUGUCAAGUAUAGUCAUUUAUCGCCAUAUAUUACUAUGUGCUACCAUAUAUCUCUUUGUAUUACCAUGUAUUGCCAUGUAUUGCCAUGUAUAGCCAUGUAUUGCCAUGUAUUGCCAUGUAUAGCCAUGUAUUGCCAUGUACUGCCAUGUAUAGCCAUGUGUUACUAUGUAUUGCCAUGUAUUGCCAUGUAUUGCCGUGUAUUGCCGUGUAUAGCCAUGUAUUACCAUGUACUGCCAUGUAUAGCCAUGUAUUGCCAUGUAUUUCCAUGUAUAGACUUGUAUUGCCAUGUAUUACCAUGCAUCGCCAUGUAUCACCAUGUAUAGCCACGUAUUGCCAUAUAUAGCCAUGUAUUACCAUGUACUGCCGUGAAUAGCCAUGUAUUGACAUGUAUUCCCAUGUAUUACUAUGUAUUACCAUGUAUCGCCAUUUAUUACCAUGUAUAGCCAUGGAUUACCAGGUAUUAGCAUGUAUUGCCAUGUAUUACCAUGUAUAGCCUUGUAUUGCCAUGUAUUACCAUGUAUCGUCAUGUAUUACCAUGUAUAGCCACGUAUUGCCAUGUAUAGCCAUGUAUUACCGUGUACUGCCAUGUAUAGCCAUGUAUUGCCAUGUGUUACCAUAUAUUACCAUGUAUUGCGAUGUAUUACCAUGUAUAGCCAUGUAUUGCCAUGUAUCGACAUGUAUUACCAUGUGCUGCCAGGUAUCGCCAUGAAUUACCAUGUAUUGCCAUGUAUUACCAAGCAUAGCCAUGUAUUGCCAUGUAUCACCAUGUAUUACUAUGUAUUACCAUGUAUCGCCAUGUAUUACCAUGUAUCGCCAUGUAUAGCCAUGUAUACCCAUGUAUACCCAUGUAAUGCCAUGUAUUGCCAUGUAUUACCAUGUAUAGCCACGUAUAACCAUGUAUACUCAUGUAAUGCCAUGUAUUGUCAUGUAUUACCAUGUAUAGGUAUGUAUACCCAUGUUAUGCCAUGUAUUGCCAUGUAUUACCAUGUAUAGCCAUGUAUUCCCAUGUAAUGCCAUGUAUUACCAUGUAUUGCGAUGUAUUGGUAUGUAUCGUCAUGUAUUACCAUGUGCUGCCAUUUAUUGCCAUGUAUUACCAUGUUUUGCCAUGUAUUGCCAUUUAUCGCCACGUAUUACCAAGUGCUGCCAUGUAUCGGUAUGUAUUACCGUGUAUUGCCAUGUAUUACCAUGUAUUAUUACGUGUCACCAUGUAUUGCCAUGUAAGCAGUAAUACUAGUCUGUUUAGACACCAUUGUUAUGCAAAUGAGGUUCGUCGCCAUACAAACCCUUCUAAAUUUUGGAAUGAUGAAGGUCAACAGCGGACACCAUAGCGGACACCCUAAUCGCAAUCCGUUACUAUGACAGCGAAGGGAAUGAUGAUGACAUAGGAGAAGGUGGAGAACCAAUUCUGGGCGAAUUGCCUUACCCUAAUAAGUCGAGUGCAGUGCCUAGGGUUAAAUCAGUCUAGUGCAGUGCUUAGGGUUAAAUCAGUCGAGCGCAGUUCUUAGGGUUAAAUCAGUCGAGUGCAGUCCUUAGGGUUAAAUCAGUCGAGCGCAGUGCUUAGGGUUAAAUCAGUCGAGUGCAGUGCUUAGGGCAAACUCAGUCGAGUGCAGUGCUUAGGGCUAAAUCAGUCGAGUGCAGUGCUUAGGGCUAACUCAGUCGAGUGCAGUGCUUAGGGUUAAAUCAGUCGAGCGCAGUGCUUAGGGUUAAAUCAGUCGAGUGUUCUCCCUGUUUUGUCGUGUUUUUCUAGGUUUUCCCCUGAUUCUUCCUGUUUUCCCAUGUUUUUCUAUGUUUUCCUCUGAUUCUUCCUGCUUUCCUGUGUUUUCUAUGUUUUCCACUGUUUUCCCGUGUUUUGCUACAUUUUCUCCUGUUUUCCCAUGUUUUUCUAUGUUUUUCCUUGAUUCUCCCUGUUUUUCCGUGUUUUUCUAUGUUUUCCUCUGACUCUCCCUGUGUUCCUGUGUUUUUGGUAGGUACCUUAAGUAGGGUUAUUAAAGUGUAUCAAGAAAUAAAUAAAAAUAGCCAUGUAAUGCCAUGUAUAGCCAUAUAAUGUCAUGUAUAGCCAUGUCAUGCCAUGUAUAGCCAUGUAAUGUCAUGUAUAGCCAUGUAUUACCAUGUAUAGCCAUGUAUAGCCAUGUAUUACCAUGUAUACUCAUGUAUCUCCACGUACACCCAUGUAUAGCCAUGUAUUGACAUGUAUAGCCAUCUAUAGCCAUGCAAUGCCAUGUAAAGCCAUGUAUAGCCAUGUAUAGCCAUGUAUUACUAUGUAUUACCAUGUAUCGCCAUCUAUUACCAUGAAUACCAAUGUAUAGCCAUGUAUACCCAUGUAUAGCCAUGUAUUACCAUGUAUAGCCAGGUAUCGCCAUGUAUUACCAUGAAUACCCAUAUAUAGCCAUGUAUACCCAUGUAUAGCCAUGUAUUACCAUGUAUACCCAUGUAUCGCCAUGUACACCCAUGUAUAGCCAUGUAUUGACAUGUAUAGCCAUGUAUAGCCAUGUAAUGCCAUGUAAAGCCAUGUAUAGCCAUGUAUAGCCAUGUAUUACUAUGUAUUACCAUGUAUCGCCAUCUAUUACAAUGUAUAGCCAUGUAUUACCAUGUAAAGCCAUGUAUAGCCAUGUAUAGCCAUGUAUUACCAUGUAUUGCCAUGUAUAGCCAUGUAUUACUAUGUGUUGCCAUGUAUUACCAUGUAGAGCCAUGUAUAGCCAUGUAUUACCAUGUAUUACUAUGUAUCACCAUGUAUCGCCAUGUAUUACCAUGUAUAGCCAUGUAUAGCCACGUAUACCCAUGUAAUGCCAUAUAUUACCAUGUAUAGCCAUGUAUAGCCAUGAAUUACUAUGUAUUGCCAUGUAUAGCCAUGUAUUACCAUGUAUACCCAUGUAUAGCCAUGUAUUACCAUGUAUUACUAUGUAUUACCAUGUAACGCCAUGUAUUACCAUGUAUAGCGAUGUAUUGCCAUAUAGCGCCAUGUAUUACCAUAUAUUACCAUGUAUCGCCAUGUAUUACCAUGUAUUGCCAUGUAUUACCAUGUAUUGCGAUCUACUGCCAUAUAUCGCUAUAUAUUACCAUGUGCUGCCAUGUAUUGCCAUGUAUUACCAUGUAUUGCGGUGUAUUGCCAUGUAUCGCAAUGAAUUACCAUGUUUUGCCACAUAUCGGAAUGUAUUAUCAUGUAUUGCCAUGUAUUUCCAUGUACUGCCAUGUAUUACCAUGUCUCACCACGUAUUACUAUGUAUUACCAUGUAUUGCCAUGUAUUGCCAUGUAUUACCAUGUAUUACCAUGUAUCACCAUGUAUUGCCAUGUAUUACCAUGUAUUGCCAUGUAUAGCUAUGUAUAGCCAUGUAAUGCUAUGUAUAGCUAUGUAUUGUCAUGUAUUAUUAUGUAUUACCAUGUAUUUCCAUGUAUAGCCAUGUAUUACUAUGUAUUGCCAUGUAUUACCAUCUAUUACCAUGUAUAGCCAUGUAUUGCCAUGUAUUACUAUGUAUAGCCAUGUAUUACCAUGUAUAGCCAUGUAUUGCAAUGUAUAGCCAUGUAUUGCCGUGUAUUACCAUGUAUUGCCAUGUACUGUCAAGUAUAGUCAUUUAUCGCCAUAUAUUACUAUGUGCUACCAUAUAUCUCUUUGUAUUAUCAUGUAUUGCCAUGUAUUGCCAUGUAUAGCCAUGUAUUGCCAUGUAUUGCCAUGUAUAGCCAUGUAUUGCCAUGUACUGCCAUGUAUAGCCAUGUGUUACUAUGUAUUGCCAUGUAUUGCCAUGUAUUGCCGUGUAUUGCCGUGUAUAGCCAUGUAUUACCAUGUACUGCCAUGUAUAGCCAUGUAUUGCCAUGUAUUUCCAUGUAUAGACUUGUAUUGCCAUGUAUUACCAUGCAUCGCCAUGUAUCACCAUGUAUAGCCACGUAUUGCCAUAUAUAGCCAUGUAUUACCAUGUACUGCCGUGAAUAGCCAUGUAUUGACAUGUAUUCCCAUGUAUUACUAUGUAUUACCAUGUAUCGCCAUUUAUUACCAUGUAUAGCCAUGGAUUACCAGGUAUUAGCAUGUAUUGCCAUGUAUUACCAUGUAUAGCCUUGUAUUGCCAUGUAUUACCAUGUAUCGUCAUGUAUUACCAUGUAUAGCCACGUAUUGCCAUGUAUAGCCAUGUAUUACCGUGUACUGCCAUGUAUAGCCAUGUAUUGCCAUGUGUUACCAUAUAUUACCAUGUAUUGCGAUGUAUUACCAUGUAUAGCCAUGUAUUGCCAUGUAUCGACAUGUAUUACCAUGUGCUGCCAGGUAUCGCCAUGAAUUACCAUGUAUUGCCAUGUAUUACCAAGCAUAGCCAUGUAUUGCCAUGUAUCACCAUGUAUUACUAUGUAUUACCAUGUAUCGCCAUGUAUUACCAUGUAUCGCCAUGUAUAGCCAUGUAUACCCAUGUAUACCCAUGUAAUGCCAUGUAUUGCCAUGUAUUACCAUGUAUAGCCACGUAUAACCAUGUAUACUCAUGUAAUGCCAUGUAUUGU
Molecule: messenger RNA, 5092 nt
Organism: Porites evermanni
Lineage: Eukaryota; Metazoa; Cnidaria; Anthozoa; Scleractinia; Poritidae
Source: the annotation of a GenBank genome assembly